AUGCGUAUGAGAAGCUACCUACAAGUUACANCCGCCGCCGCCGCCGCCGCCACUGCCGCGACGAAAUUCGUGGGUGUUCGCCAGCGCCCGUCGGGGCGAUGGGUCGCGGAGAUAAAGGGCACGACCCAGAAGAUCCGGAUGUGGCUCGGCACCUUCGAGACGGCCGAGGACGCGGCGCGGGCCUACGACGAGGCCGCGCGGAUAAUGUGCGGCCCGAGAGCGCGAACCAACUUCGCCUACACCGCCAACUCCGCUUCGCCGCCGCCGAACCACCCCAAGUUCCUGUCGGCGGCGCUCACCGCGAAGCUCCACCGCCUCAACUUGGUCUCGUCCCUGCAAUCGGCCACCGCUCUGCAGCCGAUGACCGCCGCCGCAAAAGACGCGGCGCGGAGGGCUCAGAAGAAGCCGGCGGCAGCGGCUGUGACGAAGGCGAAGGCGGCGGCGGCGGCGGCUGGGACAGACAGCAGUGCUGAAGUGCACUUCAGCUACCUGGAGGACCGCCAGCACAUCGAGCAAAUGAUUGAGGAGCUGCUGGACUCAAACCUCUACAUGGAACUCUCCAGCUCUCCACAGUGAUAGGUUAAUGUAAUCUUUUUUCUAUUAGUUAUUAUUAUUAUUAUUAUUAUUAUUAUUAUGGUUUAAUUAUUAGUUUGAUUAAUUCCUUUUAAAAUGAUGAGUACGUGUACAGUAGUGUUUCUACACAUGAGUUAUAUGUAGCCUUUGGUUUUAGUGGCAAUGAAUUAAGAAGAGUAUAAGUAUAAUGAAGAAUCAGCUUAAUGUUGAAG
Molecule: messenger RNA, 785 nt
Organism: Ananas comosus (pineapple)
Lineage: Eukaryota; Viridiplantae; Streptophyta; Magnoliopsida; Poales; Bromeliaceae
Product: ethylene-responsive transcription factor ERF003-like
Exons: 2
Coding region: 1-576 (191 amino acids)
Biological process (GO): regulation of DNA-templated transcription
Molecular function (GO): DNA-binding transcription factor activity; DNA binding
Source: RefSeq, a predicted model, not a curated record